This is a messenger RNA of Panicum virgatum (switchgrass), 1829 nucleotides long. Its product is annotated as transcription factor bHLH25-like. The transcript has 3 exons. Gene Ontology annotation, molecular function: protein dimerization activity. Bases 174 to 1316 code for a protein of 380 amino acids. NCBI's taxonomy places the organism in Eukaryota, Viridiplantae, Streptophyta, Magnoliopsida, Poales, Poaceae. The record is from RefSeq and is a predicted model, not a curated record.
AGAUUUUCAGAAUGACUUAUAAUUUGGAAUGGAGGGAGUAAAUUUUAUGUCGUGUAUAAAAAGGGAAGGGAAACUCUCCCCAAAUCGGCUUUAUUGAGUCAUUUUUUCGUAUCGAUCGCUUGCACUGCACAAAUUUUGUGUGGUUGAUCGAGCUCCGGGUGGGAGUGCACAACAUGGAGGACUCGAGCAUGUUCAUGCAGUGGGCCAUUGACACGCUGCUGAACGAGCACCCGGAGCCUGCCAUCAUCGGCGACGGCGGCGGCGAGGCAACCUUUCCUGCGCUCCAAGCGCUCCGCGACGCAUCCCACGCCGUGGAAAUGGUCCGGGAGCUGACGGCCCACGAAGCCCGUGAUGCGGCCAACAGCUGGAGCUCCGGCGGCGACGGCGACAUCACGGACGGCGGCAGCGGCACUACUGUUCGAGCCCCAGCUGCUGCCAGGGAUAGCCAUGGCUCCUGGCCGCCGUCGCCGCCGAGCUCGUUGAUCAGGCGCGCCCUGCCGCCGAGCAACAACACCAACCUGCCGUUGGUUAGCUGGAACUUCGUCACCGGCUCGGCGCAGCCUGGCAGCGGCGCCAUGGUGGAGGAUGCCGCCGCCCCACCCCCACGCAGCUUGCCUGAGCCGGCCCACGGGUCACCGCCGCCGACGAGACGGAGAGCCUCCCUGAGAAGCCUGGAAGCCGCAUCGCCGGCGUCGUACGCGCCAGACCACAUCAUCGCCGAGCGGAAGCGGCGGGAGAAGAUCAACAAACGCUUGAUCGAGCUCUCCACUGUCAUCCCCGGUCUCAAAAAGAUGGACAAGGCAACGAUCCUCUCCGACGCGGCCAAGUACGUCAAGGAGCUCCAGCAGCGGCUUAAGGCCCUGGAAGAGGAGGAGGCCGCCGGCAGCAACGGCAGGAGCAACGAAACCGUGGUGCGCGUCAAGAACAAGAAGCCGUGCAACGCCGCCGUCGCGGCGCCCGACGAGAAUGAUGGCUCACCGUCGCCGACGUCGGCGUCUUCUGGGCCACCAGCGACGGGCAAACCAGCUCUUCCUGAGAUCCAGGCACGGUUCUCGGAGAAGAGCGCGAUGGUGAGGAUCCAUUGCGGGGGCGGCAAGGGGGUGGCCGUGACGGUGCUCGCCGAGGUCGAGGAUAUCGGGCUCAGCAUCGUCCAUGCCAACGUCAUGCCGUUCUCGGCUUGCACUGUGAUCAUAACCAUCACGGCCAAGGUGGAGGAGGGCUUCACCAUAACAGCGGAGGAGAUUGUAGGCAGGCUCAACUCUGCAUUAUCACACCAGCAAAGCAACUGCAACGGCACUGAAGAAACAGGGAAUUGACUAGCGCAGUGCCCAACGGUGGAUAUAUCUAGGUACAUGCGCAUGGGUACCUUUAAUUUUUUUGUAAACAAGUAUGGCUUGGAAAUUUUUCUUCGUGUGCAAUAACGUAGCUAGCGUUGCAUGCGAUUGACUAGCAAAUUGCAUGCACUAGUACAGAGUGUGAAGUGAUAUGUGAAAGCGUGUGUGGACGUGCACACAGAUGCUUGCAAGUUGCUAUACGAGAAUUCCUGCACCACGUCUUCUUUGGCACGGAAAUGUUCUCAAGAUCAACUACAGUUAUUGCUUCCAAUGAAGAAAAGGAGCGGCUGUCACUAUAUAUGCAAAUUCACACAUGUUCUUUUAUUAUAUUUUAUUUUUUUGGGGUGGGGGGGGGAGUAUGUACAUGUACUGUAGUGUCGUGUUGUUUGAUAGAUUAAUAAACCCUUGUAUUCAUAUACUGGUGCAUUGUAUAUGAAAACAAUGUUUGGAUGUAAAGUAGUGGAUAUAUACUGUAAUGAGAUUAUUUUCAAAAAA